CCAAAGAACUUUGAAUUUUAUGAUUUGUUUAUUUAAGUAGCGAUCUUUCUUCUCCUUCUUCUUCUUCCUCUGUACCUCAGAAUUUGUUUGUAUCGACUUCCUUGACUCGCUUCACUAAUGGAGGAGUUUACUCCCAAUACCAAUCUCCACUUUCUUCCUUCGAUCAAGCUUUUCCUUUCACUUCUACUCAUCAAUUCCAUCUUCACUUUCCACACUGCUCUCUCUGAAAUUUUCUUCGAAGAGCGAUUCGAAGAUGGAUGGAAGAGCCGUUGGGUCUUAUCUGACUGGAAAAGAAGUGAAGGGAAAGCUGGGACUUUUAAGCACACCGCCGGAAAAUGGGCUGGAGAUCCAGAUGACAAAGGCAUUCAGACUUACAAUGAUGCUAAGCAUUUUGCCAUAUCUGCAAAGAUACCGGAGUUCUCCAACGAGAACAGAACUCUAGUGGUCCAGUAUUCUAUCAAAUUCGAACAGGAGAUUGAAUGUGGUGGCGGGUACCUUAAGCUUCAUUCUGGUUAUGUCAAUCAGAAGAAAUAUGGUGGCGAUACCCCUUACAGUUUUGUUAAACAACACAUGCAUGGUAAUCAAGCAACCCUUAAACAGAGAAUGAGUUGGCAAAUUGAAAGAAGUAUGAUGUUUGGGCCAGAUUUAUGUGGUACACAGACGAAAAAACUCCAUGCGAUACUUUCUUACCAGGGGCAGAAUUAUCCCAUAAAGAAGGAUUUGCAAUGUGAAACAGACAAGUUAACUCAUUUCUACACAUUCAUUCUUAGGCCCGAUGCUAGUUACAGUAUACUUGUUGAUAAUCGAGAAAGAGAUUCUGGAAGCAUGUACAGUGAUUGGGACAUCCUGCCACCUAGGAAAAUCAAAGAUGUUAAGGCGAAAAAGCCUGCUGACUGGGAUGACAGAGAAUACAUUGAAGAUCCUAAUGAUGUUAAACCAGAGGGAUAUGAUUCAAUCCCAGCCGAGAUUCCUGAUCCGAAGGCUAAAGAGCCUGAUACAUGGGACGAGGAUGAGGAUGGCAUGUGGAAGGCUCCCAAGGUUCCAAAUCCAGCAUACAAGGGACCGUGGAAGCGUAAGAAAAUCAAGAACCCCAAUUACAAGGGAAAAUGGAAGACUCCAUGGAUUGAUAAUCCAGAGUUUGAGGAUGAUCCUAAUCUUUACGUGCUAAGACCAAUAAAGUAUGUGGGCAUUGAAGUUUGGCAGGUAAAAGCUGGAUCAGUUUUUGACAACAUUUUGAUAUGCGAUGACCCCCAGUAUGCAAAGGAAGUUGUUGAUGAUACGUUUGCAAGAAAUAAGGAGGCUGAAAAGGAAGCUUUUGAGGAAGCAGAAAAAGAAAGGAAGGCUAGGGAAGAAAAGGAGGCUCAAAGGGCUCGAGAGGAAGGUGAAAAGAGAAGAAGGGAGCGAGACUAUCGUCAUAGAGAUAGGAGGCGGCAUUAUCGAAGGGAUCGACAUGACUUCGAUGACUACGGCCAUGAUGAGCUAUGAGGUUGGUUUGGUAGUCCAAGUGGCUUCAGUUGGUCCGAAGGACAUCCUCCAACCUUUUUGUGCUUCUGCUGUGAGACAUAAAUUACAAACUACUUGCCCUUCUUCCGUUGAAAUAUUUGUUGUAUUGAAACUGUACUCAUUUAUGGGGAAGGUUUGUAGUUUCUUUUCCACUUUGUAUUUGUUGUGUUUGAAUUUUGCAAAUCAUAUGGACUCAUAUUGAUUAUUAAUAAUCUUACUCAUGAUUAUUUCA
Messenger RNA from Cucumis melo (muskmelon), 1735 nucleotides. RefSeq names its product calreticulin-3. Lineage: Eukaryota; Viridiplantae; Streptophyta; Magnoliopsida; Cucurbitales; Cucurbitaceae. The coding region runs from base 118 to 1485 and encodes 455 amino acids. Gene Ontology annotation, biological process: protein folding. Gene Ontology annotation, molecular function: calcium ion binding. Gene Ontology annotation, cellular component: endoplasmic reticulum membrane; endoplasmic reticulum. The transcript is spliced from 15 exons. The record is from RefSeq and is a predicted model, not a curated record.